AUGGCCCCCGACCGAUUCCAGCCUAGCCCGCACUCUCACCUCUACAAGGCAACUCUUUCCGUGUUUCCUCAUCCAUUUUCUCACGCUCUCAAUGGCACCAGAACCCCCAUGACCCCAUCACGCAAAACACGACAUCGUCUGAUCGCUGGCUGUCAAAGAUGUCGAAUCCGUCAUCUCAAGUGCGACACCAAUUCUCCCGCGUGCAGCCAUUGCAUCCGGGCAGGUACAGACUGCGACAGAGGAAUAAACGUGCGCUUCCGGAACGGACUAGACAUCUUUGGUGAUGAUGAUGCUCUCUUCCCGGAGAGGGAUUUGUGGCCAUACUUGAUGGGUCCACUGAGGUUCGUUGACGAAACGGUCAUCAUCAAACAAUUGUAUGAGGCGGAAGAGCCAGAGCAUAAUGGCCCAACAGAGCAGUCUCGUGGGGUCAAUGAUGCACCUAUAACUCCAGUCGGAAUUGUCGAGUACCAUGGCCUCGAGCAGUAUACGUCGCCAUUGACGGAUGAUACACCUCCGAUACAGACUCUGUGCCAUGAUGGUCGUUCGUCUGAUUUAGAAUUGUUGAUGGGAAAUGCUCUUCAGCAUUCUGACCGAGUUACGGGAAGAGAGUUACAGAUUAGUGACUUGGUGCAGGAAAAGCGGCUCUCAUUCAAUGAGAGAGAAGCGAAGUUGAUGCGGAACUAUGUUGAGUAUAUGGCGUUGUGGGCAGAUAUAACCGACCCUCAUCGACACUUCGAGAUAGAGGUACCUGUGAGAGCAAUGCAGGAUCCCGUUCUGCGAUAUGCGAUCUUCGCUUUCUCCUCUCGCCAUGUCGAGCGACAAAAAAAGGGAAACGAAGCGGAGGCGCUGCAAUAUCAUAACCACUGUCUGCAGCUGCUGAUUCCCACAUUAUCUGGAACUGGUGGUGAUCUGACUGAUGUUGUUCUUGCUACUGUUGCUAUCCUUCGCCAACACGAGGAAAUGGAGUAUGACGACAACCAAUUCCAUCUGACAGGGGCAACUCGUAUCAUGAACACUGUCUCCUCAUUUGGGUCCUCCGGAGGAUUGGGUGAAGCGGCAGCCUGGCUCUGUCUUCGUGAGGAUAUUCAUGUAUCGCUGAUCUCGCAAAAGCCCCUACGAACAAAUCUGGAAAGCUUCCACCAUUCCGAUAUUUUUCUAAGAAACGAUGAUUUUGCGUGGGCAGCUCGGAUGGUCUUCCUGUUAGCCAAAGUCCUCAAAUGUGCUUUCAAUCAGAUGUCUUCGCCAGAAUACACUGCGCUACAGAGUAUUGCGCAGGAAGUUGAAGACUGGAAUUCCAGAAAGCCGCCGUCCUUCCAACCCCUGCGUGAGCUUCCUCGUGGAAAGAAUGUCUCGCGUCGGUUCCCAGAGAUGUGGAUGUUGCUACCGGUGCAUGUGGUCGGAACUCAGUACUACCAUAUCGCCAAGAUAGUUCUUGCCUUUGCUUGUUGCCCAAGUCCUCCGCUUGCUUACGAGAGUUUCAGAAAUUCGCGAAACAUCGAGAAAGCGAUACGCUAUCACCUGUUCAUGGUGCUGGGAUUGGCCAAGUCAAAUCCCAAAGCGGAGAAUACGCUGUUCACCGCACGGCAUAGCCUAGUGGCGUGGGGCUGGGUCAUUCGGCAAAAGACGGACCAGCAGGCUGCCGAAAUCCUCCUCAGAGAGAUGUGGACGAGAACGGGGUGGGAUGUGACGGCAUCGAUCCAGUCCUUACGAGAGCAAUGGGCUGACGAAGAGACGGACAGUUGA
Aspergillus luchuensis is the source of this 1743-nucleotide messenger RNA. RefSeq lists its product as uncharacterized. The coding region runs from base 1 to 1743 and encodes 580 amino acids. Gene Ontology annotation, biological process: positive regulation of transcription by RNA polymerase II. Lineage: Eukaryota; Fungi; Ascomycota; Eurotiomycetes; Eurotiales; Aspergillaceae. Gene Ontology annotation, molecular function: DNA-binding transcription factor activity, RNA polymerase II-specific; zinc ion binding; transcription cis-regulatory region binding. The record is from RefSeq and is a predicted model, not a curated record. Gene Ontology annotation, cellular component: nucleus. The transcript is spliced from 10 exons.